Messenger RNA from Esox lucius (northern pike), 1836 nucleotides. It is a transcript of the gene nmnat3, whose product is annotated as nicotinamide nucleotide adenylyltransferase 3. Gene Ontology annotation, cellular component: mitochondrion. NCBI's taxonomy places the organism in Eukaryota, Metazoa, Chordata, Actinopteri, Esociformes, Esocidae. Gene Ontology annotation, molecular function: nicotinate-nucleotide adenylyltransferase activity; nicotinamide-nucleotide adenylyltransferase activity. The coding region runs from base 521 to 1315 and encodes 264 amino acids. The transcript has 5 exons. Gene Ontology annotation, biological process: NAD+ biosynthetic process. The record is from RefSeq and is a predicted model, not a curated record.
AACGAUACACAAUUCUCUAGGUGAUUUUAGCUUGUUAUGGUACUGUUAGUACCAAUAGUUUUAUUUGGAAAGUUGAAACGUUUAAACCGAUCUGUCGUAUCCGUUUUUAAGAUGGCUGCCUGACUGUAUAAUAAGAUAUUUGUUGUGUAUUUAUUAUAGCUAGACAAGCUAACGUCAGCUAGCCUGAAAGGCAGGUAGGUCCCUCCCACUAGUCUUCUGAGAAACGUUUUCCAAAAAGUUUUUUUAGGGGUUUACUCGGUAUUAAUUCCACCAAAAGUAGCAUCUCAUCUUCAUCCGCUUAUCCGGUAUCGGAUCGCGGGGACAGCAGCUCCAGCAGGGGACCCCAAACUUCCCAAAAGUUGCGUUUUAGUAAAAAAAAAAAAUGCUAAGAGUUUCUAUUUAAGAAAUUACUUUUCAAACAGAACGGGAGUGGAAGACGUCUCUACCUGUUUCCAAUAGAAACGGGUGACCAUGGUUCUGCUGUGUUCUGUAAUGGUGACCAUGUUUUGAGGGAACACAGAUGGCUGCCCGGAUUCCUCUGGUCCUCCUGGCCUGCGGCUCCUUCAAUCCCAUCACCCACCAGCACAUGAGGCUGUUUGAGCUGGCCAGGGAUCACUUGCACCAGACGGGUCGCUUCCAUGUGAUUGGUGGGAUUCUGUCCCCAGUGAGUGACGGAUAUGGCAAGCAGGGUCUGGUCCUGGCCAAGCACCGCGUUGCCAUGGCCCGGCUGGCUCUGCAGAGCUCCGACUGGGUCUCUGUGGAUGAAUGGGAGAGCCAGCAACCGGACUGGACCGAGACCGUGGUCACCAUGAGGUACCAUUACGACCGGAUACUGAAGCGGUACCGGGAGGGCACGGGAAAGGACAGUGGCCCGACCGCCAACCCCCAGCCCCCCACAAGUUCUUCCCCCAGGCUGAAGUUGCUGUGCGGCGCUGACUUCCUGGACUCCUUCAAGGUGCCGGGCCUGUGGCUGGACCACCACGUGGAGGAGGUCGCCGGCCGCUUCGGCCUGGUCUGUGUCAGCCGGGGGGGCCUAGAUCCAGAGCGUGCGGUGCACGAAUCGGACACCCUGUCCCGCCACCGCCACAACAUCUUCCUGGUGCGCGAGUGGGUCCGCAAUGAGACCAGUGCCACAGAGGUCCGGCGAGCCCUGAGACGGGGCCUCAGUGUCAAGUACCUACUCCCAGACUCUGUCAUUGAGUACAUCCACCAGCACGACCUCUACACCAGGGACAGUGAGCUAAAAUAUAAAGACGCUCUACUCCGGCCACUUGCCAAGCAGACCGAGAUUCCUGUAUUGUCUCUGAGCGACUGACUGGGUGAAGAGUGUGUUUGAAGAACACAAAGGCUGCCACUGGGCUUCAUUAAAGGAAGCAUAUAAUGCAGGAAUAGCAGAUGACCCGUGACCGGAAGGACCGGCUCUGUGACCAGGAGUACCGGCUCUUUGGGUCGCAUCUAGUUCACUGGUGUCCUCAGUUGAACCGGCGGGACGCAGAACUGUGUUUAGCAUUCAGCGGUUUCCCGUCUUGUCAGAACACUUUUACUUUUAGUACACAUUUUGAUGUUAGCAUUGGCAAACUUGGAAUGGUGAAGACAUUGUUGCAGCAUUAUGAGUAGCCAGAGAUACCAGGGGGCCUCAUUUAUCUGAGCUGCUUGUGCACAAAUUUAAUAAAUCUAUUAAAACAUAAAACAAUAUUGUUGGACCGAAUGCAUUUGCAAUUAGUGAUGAAGUGGCGUAGCAGCAUCUGAAAUGGUUUUUGCCAGCUGGAAGGUAUUUGUUAAUAAGGAUAUAGCUUUGAGGAAAUGGUCUUUCAAUAAAAAUGAAUCAGAAAAACA